CACCUUUAGUCAUUUACCUUCUUGAAAAAUUAACAUCCCUUUUCCACAGUUGAUUUCUUCUAGAGUGAGAAAGAGAAACAAGAAGAGUGAGAAAGAUGAAGCAAAUUCCGGGAGACUACCUUGCAGAGCUCGAGGAGCAAAGUGCUGCAAUGGCGAUGGAUGUCGACGAUGUUGAUCCUCUUGAGGUUUUCGGCGAAAAUUUAAUGGCUCCUGACAAUUUCAAGCUUGCUGAUGCCGAUUUCUUCAACUUCUUCUCCGAUGAUUUUGAUGACACUGAUAUCAAUUGAUUGACUCACCGUCUUCCCCUACCUCGCUUUCUCUCUCCUAGGGUUUGUGUCAAUUUCUCUAAUGUUCGGAAUUGCUUUUACCAUGAACAAAUUUAGGGUUUUUGAUUUUGUUAUGUAAUGGAUUUCUGAGAAUUAUAUGGAAAUUUGAUGGAUUGAUGAAGAUAUUCCCUUAAUAUGAUUUGUUUCGUUUUCUCAUAGUAA
This is a messenger RNA of Chenopodium quinoa (quinoa), 488 nucleotides long. Its product is annotated as small acidic protein 1. The record is from RefSeq and is a predicted model, not a curated record. The coding region runs from base 96 to 287 and encodes 63 amino acids. The transcript has a single exon. NCBI's taxonomy places the organism in Eukaryota, Viridiplantae, Streptophyta, Magnoliopsida, Caryophyllales, Amaranthaceae.